Trichoplusia ni (cabbage looper) is the source of this 3736-nucleotide messenger RNA. It is a transcript of the gene Uck, whose product is annotated as probable uridine-cytidine kinase. Gene Ontology annotation, cellular component: cytosol; cytoplasm. The transcript is spliced from 7 exons. The record is from RefSeq and is a predicted model, not a curated record. Bases 147 to 1034 code for a protein of 295 amino acids. Lineage: Eukaryota; Metazoa; Arthropoda; Insecta; Lepidoptera; Noctuidae. Gene Ontology annotation, molecular function: ATP binding; kinase activity.
AAGAUAGCAAGUAACGACCUUCCUUUUAAAUAUCCGCGAAGAUUGAACUCGACUCGUUUGUGACACGAGUUUGAAUGCAGCAACACUGCACUCUGAAAAUUACACGAUAGUUUCAGUAUUAUUGACCUUGCAACCCAGGAGAUCAAAUGUCAAUGUUAGGUCUUUUUCAAAAGUGUCGUGUUAGUGCGUAUUGUGGUGUUUUAAGUGUGAGAAAACAAGUAAGAUCUAUUCAUACAUUCAAAAUGGCAGAGAAAUCUGCUGAUUAUUCUACGACAAAUGGUUUUGAGAGUAAAACUCCUUUCCUGAUCGGUGUAGCAGGCGGCACGGCCAGUGGGAAGUCAACAGUAUGCCAGCGUAUAAUGGAGAAGCUUGGACAGCAGCACAAGGAGCAGACAGAGCGGCGCGUGGUUUGCAUCAGCCAGGACUCGUUCUACCGCACACUCACCCCUUCAGAGAGGCUCCGGGCUGAACGUGGACAGUUUAACUUCGACCACCCUGAUGCCUUUGAUGACAAGAAACUGCUGGCGAUUUUGAAAGAUAUAUUGGCUGGGAAAAAGGUGGAAGUGCCAGAAUAUGAUUAUAUUACGAAUUCUAUUAGCCCGCACCGCUCGCACACCAUAUACCCGGCGGACGUGGUGCUCAUCGAGGGUAUCCUGGUGUUCUACUUCCCGGAAGUGCGCGAGCUGUUCCACAUGAAGCUGUUCGUCGACACCGACUCCGACACCAGGCUCGCUAGGAGAGUUCCCCGCGACAUUAUGGAGCGCGGCAGAGACCUGGAGCAGGUUCUCAACCAGUACAUGAACUUCGUGAAGCCAGCCUUCGAGGAGUUCUGUUUACCGACCAAGAAAUUCGCUGACGUGAUCAUCCCCAGAGGAGCAGACAAUUUAGUGGCCAUCGACCUGAUCGUGCAGCACAUCUCGGACUACCUGAAGCGCAGUCCGGCCGACAAGAGCAUCGCGCUGGAGCUGGGGCUGUCCUCGUCGUCAGUGCCCGGCAGCCCGCAGCGCGCCGGCAAGGGCGGCCGCCCGCACUAGACCGCCUACACAUAACACAUAAGAGCAACACCAGCAAUAAUUUGAGAUAUAGAGGCGAUGUGCCGGCACCGCGACUGCAGCGCCCGGCGGCGGACUCACUCGCAAGCUUCCCUUACGCGGCCUCGACACAGUUACCUAUGUUAUCUAUAAGCUAAGACUACUCUAUGGCUCACGCAUACUAUUGUCAAUGGUCCAGCUACAGAACCUAAGACAGAAUACUCGUGGUGUAUAACACCUUGAAAUCAAUACUUGUAAGUAUAGCUUACGUUGACAAUGUAUGCUUAAGUCAAAGCGACCAAGUGUCGGUACUGCUCGGAGCCGUGCUCACUCCCCAAGGGACAAUGGUCGUGAACAUAGGUAGACACUCGUUAGAAUAAUCUUUGGAUAAUAGAUAAGCUUAAAAUUAGAUAUUUAUAAGGGGCUCGUAAAAGACCGGACCUAUAGUGGUGUGCCUUGAUAAUAAAGGUGGUACUUAUCGACGUAAAUUAUUAUAACAUUGUAAGUUUAGUUGUUUUAAUGUCUCAGUAACUUGUAUCCAUUAGAAUGUUCGUCAAUUCUCUUCUCAACUCUAGUGACAGCGUUAGAAGCACAAAUUAUUUUUUUAUGAAAUCGUGUUCCGCCUCGUUUAUCGACUACGUAGAUUUUUCCCGCCAUUCGCAGCGCCAUAUUAGAGAAACAUCUGUUGCACGAAAAUCUAGACCUAGGUAUAAGUAAAUUAAUUAACAAAAUAGUUAAAAAUCUCACAAGCGAGCAACAUAUCUAGUAGAUAAAACAAUGUUAUACAAAUCCUCUAGUUGUGUACUAGUCAAUGGAAACUUUCAAAACGUAUGCUCAACGGCAUUAGUACUUAUUCGGUCUGUUAGAAAUUUUGAUGUUCCUUUGUUUGUCCUUUUAAAUCGUAAAUAAGAUAAAUUAUUAAAUAAAUACGUAACUAAGCUUUGAAAAGGAUUGUUUAAAGUUAUAUUUUUUUAAAAGCUGACAUUAAGCGGACGUUUAUUUGGGAAGUUGAAUGUAAGUUAGCCAAAGGUGCCAAAGAAUUUUAAAACGUACCUAAAAGUGUUGGAUGUCGACUCCGUGCGAGUUCUCUUCCCUGCGGACGUCCACAGUGUGUUCCUAGUCAGGUGUUAAUGGAUAGUUAGGAAUGAUCGAGGCUGUUAAGAAAGAUUGUCGUAUUAAUGCGCGAUAUUCGCUAUUUUGUUGUUGAUUUUAUUUAUUAUAGUUUGUAUUUAGAGUAAGGAGUAGCUUGUAGACAAGUUUCCUCAUAUGUUAUACGAGAUAGGCACGGAUUACGUAUUGGGAGAGCCGGUACCUAUUAGCCUCCCUGGUAAGAAUUUGAUAUUUUGACUUCAAUAUUGUAUUCCGACUCCCAAGUGCGUACGUGCUAGACCUUUCUCUCUUCCAACGAAGCUAAUUGGAAAACGAUCCAAUCGUAAAUCUCUCGUAAAAAUCAUGAAUAUUAUUUUUCUGUUUUUUGUCUUUCACUUUAACGUAAAUAGCAGUAAUGUUUUAACGUAUCUAGGCUGAUUAUAACUAUUUAGUUUUUAAGCGGCAGUAUAUUAAUGUGAUGACACAUUCACAGUAACAUAGGAACUUGUAAUAUUGUUUUGCGUCUUUAAUGCCUAUCGUGUAUGUUGAUUUUGUUAUUUAAAUUAUGAAUGCUUAUUUAUUAGUUAACAAACGUGGCAUGAUCGUAUAGUGUGAAUAUUCAAGCUACGUUCAAAUAUUCAAAAGUGUUCGUCUGACAUUUUUUUUUGUAACUUCUGACGUCGACCAAUUUUUUUUCUCCGAUUUUACAAUAAAUCCUUAAAGAGAUAUCCUUAAAUAAUAUAUAUUAAUUAUAAUUCUUAAAUAAGAGCUUAUGACUUCAACCCACGCCGAGGACACCUCAGGAUAGAAUGAUCCAUUGCCUGAGCCAAAAGAAAUAGCUUGACUCUAGCUAGAAACAUUAUGCGGACCUGCUAUAUUUGUUAACAUCUACCUAAUAUCGUAAAAUGAAUGUAAGAUACGUUUUGAGAUAAUCGCAGAUAAUGAAUUUAUUUCAAUGUUAUUUACUAUAAUUUAAGUUUUAAAAAGACAAGCGGAUAUUUUGACGUCAUAGUCUGCUAUCAUUUCAAAAUGGAUGUUAUUUUUGUCCUUAUUUUGAUUGGCUUGCCUUUAUUAACGCGUAGAACAUAGCGCCUGAGGGCCUAACACCGAAUUUUAAAGGAGAACUUGCAUUGUAGAAGCGAGAUAGAAUACUGCGGUGUAGAGCGCCGUCUCUUUCACACCACAUGAUACUGCUUUAGGUGUUAGCCCACUGUUUUUGUACCAAAGAAUGUGUUUACAUGUUUUAUUAGUUAAGUGAUUGUUUUUAUAUUGAUUCUUGUAAUAUUAAAUGUUUUUUUUUUAGUGAAAUAGAACUAGCUCUGCUGGCAAGUAAGGCUAGCUUACUAUUUUUUAUUUUCGUAUUAAAUUAUUUUAUUGUUAAUUAUGACCAAAAAGUAAAAUAUAUUAAAAUAGUAGUUUGUGGAUUUAUUCGAUUCUCAUUUGGCUGUAGCGUUAUUGGCAAAAAAUAUAUUUUGUUAUUACUUGCCAGCAGCUAAUUGCUUUCUCUGUAUGUUCAUAAGUAUCUAUUCCGUACUACAUUCUGUUUUGUAUUUCGACGCAAUAAUCCGUUGUUUACACACAAAUAUUGUACAAAAUAUAUUAUUUUUAAAAUAAAA